This is a messenger RNA of Canis lupus familiaris (dog), 3479 nucleotides long. RefSeq names its product X-ray repair cross complementing 4 (gene XRCC4). Gene Ontology annotation, molecular function: DNA binding. Lineage: Eukaryota; Metazoa; Chordata; Mammalia; Carnivora; Canidae. Bases 134 to 1132 code for a protein of 332 amino acids. Gene Ontology annotation, biological process: positive regulation of ligase activity; immunoglobulin V(D)J recombination; double-strand break repair via nonhomologous end joining. The record is from RefSeq and is a predicted model, not a curated record. The transcript is spliced from 9 exons. Gene Ontology annotation, cellular component: DNA ligase IV complex; DNA-dependent protein kinase-DNA ligase 4 complex; nucleus.
GAAGGGGCGGGACUUAACGGACGUCACGCGCCGCGCGGACGUGGGCGGCGCUCCCAUUGGCCGCCGCGGGCCGUCUGCAGGCGCGGGCCUUUCGGAGGAGGCCGGAAGUGGGGGAGCGGCGAGGUGACCAGAAAUGGAGAGAAAAGUAAGCAGAAUUUGUCUUGCUUCUGAACCUGACAUAAUUCAUUUUCUUCAAGUGGCUUGGGAGAAAACACUAGCAUCUGGUUUUGUUAUUACACUUACUGAUGGUCAGUCAGCGUGGACCGGGACAGUUUCUGAAUCAGAGAUUUCCCAAGAAGCCGAUGACAUGGCAUUGGAAAAAGAGAAAUAUGUUGAUGAAGUGAGAAAAGCGUUGGUAUCAGGAGGAGGACCAGCUGGUUCAUACAAGUUUGAUUUUUCUAGAGAGUCUUGUCAUUUCUCCUUUGAGAAAAAUCUGAAAGAAGUUUCAUUCAGACUUGGUUCCUUCAAUCUAGAGAAAGUUGCAAAUCCAGGUGAGGUCAUUAGAAAACUUAUUUGUGAUUGCCUGGACACCAUCACAGAAAACCAAGCCAAAAAUGAGCACCUGCAGAAGGAAAAUGAAAGGCUUCUGAGAGAUUGGAAUGAUGUUCAAGGGCGAUUUGAAAAAUGUGUGAGUGCUAAGGAAGCUAUGGAGACUGAUCUUUAUCAACGCUUUAUUCUGGUGCUGAAUGAGAAGAAAGCGAAGAUUAGAAGCUUGCAUAAAUUGUUAAAUGAAGUUCAAGAACUAGAAAAGAACAUUGAGCAUGAAAGGGAAACCACAGCGUGUUCUGAAAUGACAGCUGACAGAGAUGCAAUCUAUGAUGAAAGCACUGAUGAGGAAAAAGAAAAACUGCCUAAUCCCUCUGUGUCGGCUCCAGCUACUCUAAGAGGAGAUGAUUCCAUUAUUUCAAGUCCUGAUGUCACAGAUGUUGCACCAAGUAGAAAGAGGAGGCAGCGGAUGCAAAAAAAUCUUGGAACAGAACCGAAAAUGGUUUCUCAGGUACACCAGCCUCAAGAAAAGAAGCUUGAUCCUCCACUACCUGAGACGUCAAAAAAGGAGCACAGCUCAGCUGAAAACAUGUCUUUAGAAACUCUAAGAAACAGUAGUUCAGAAGACCUCUUUGAUGAGAUUUAACUGUCUCAAAAAGAGUUACCAUUUCAUUUCUGGCCCACAGUUCACAAACUAGAGAAAUGUGUCCAUCAAGAACAAACUCCAUCUCACAGACUCACUACCUAUUGCGCUCAGAAAUAUUAUCCCCGAGUGCCAAGGUAAGAACACAAAUCUGAAUAGAAUAAAAUUGAGUGAGUGGAUUCCUUAUAACGAACUUCAACUAAAGAAAAAUAGUCAUUGAGAUGGUCUUUCUGAUGGCCUCAGUGUUGGAGACUGUGGCAACAGAUACACUGUAUGUGUCCCCCCUUAAUUCCCAUAGCUAGAAUCAGCUUUCCACUUCUCUAGAAGGCGCUCCAAAUAGUAACUGAAUUAAACUAUAGAGAGACCACUCCUCAGCAUAUGCCCUCUGCUACCACUACAUCUCCAAAUUGUAGUCUUAACUGGACCAUGCUAAAGUCAUUGGUCAUUUCUUUUAUUUCUGUUCUCAUCUUAGUCACCCUGAAACACUGAUAACUUAAAACACUUGGUUUCUGGUUCAUUUUUCUCUCUUGGUUCUCUUCCUAUUCCACUGGCCAUUCCUUCUUUAUUCUUUUUUACUUCCUUCUAAUAUUUCCAAUCUCUAUAAAGGUGUCAGUACUCAGACCUCUUCACAUUGUUGGGUAAGUGGUCUCAUCUAGUCAUAUGAAAAAUGCCAACUGCCUUCCUGGCCUUCUUCUUGGAUAUACAAUAAACAUGAUAAAUCUAACAUUAAAUUAUUUAUUUUCUCCUCAAACAUACUUCUUGACCAGCUUUUUCCAUUCCAUAAGUAAUAACUCUAUUCAACCAGCUGUCCAGGCAAAAACUUGUUUGGAGACAUCCUGGAUUCAUCUACCUUUCUCACAUCCUAUAUCCAGUUUCUGAGUAACAGACACCCAGAAUCUGAUUUUUUUUCUUUUUUCUUUCUUUCUUUCUUUUUGCCAACUUCAGAACUAGAAUAAGACAGCAUUUUGUUUUACCUGGGAUAUUGGUGGUAGCCUCCUAACUAGUCUCUCUAUAGUCUAUUCCCAUAGCAGCCAGUAACCAUUUAUAAAUAUCAGGUCGGGGUGCUUGGGUGGCUCAGUCGAUUAGGCAUCCAGCUGUUGAUUUCGGUUCAGGUCAUGAUCUCAAGGUCAUGGGAUCAAGCCCUGAGUCAGGCUCCUGCUCAGCGUGGAGUCUGCUUGAGAUUCCUCUCUCCCCCACAGCUCCUCCCCCUGCUCGCACGCACUCUGUCUCUCUGAAAUAAAUAAAUAAAAUGCUUUUAAAAAAUAUCAGCUCAUGUUCCUUCUGUGCUCAAAACUCUUCUGUGCCAUCCCUGCGCACCCAAGUAAAAACCAGGAUCUUUACCAUCUCUUACAAAGUUCUAACAAUCUGCCCCCAACUUCAUCUCUCUGGCUUUACCUCUUAACCUGCCCUCUUUUGCCCUCUGUUCCAACCACAGUCAUGUCGUCAUUGUGACUUGAACAUGCUGUUCCUCUUGCUGGAAUGCUCUUCCCUUCAGAUAACUACAUAGUCAUUUCCUACUUACUAUUGCUUCUCUUGCUCUGAUUCAUUAUUUUCCAUAUCACUUAUCAGAACAUGGCAUAUUAUGUAAUGUGUUCAUUUGUUUGUUGAUGGUCUCUUCUUGACAGAUUGCAAACACCAUUAGAAGAGAGACUUCAUCUAUUUUGUGCUCCCCUAUAAUCUUCUUUGCCUAGAGUGGUGCUCUGUAUGCAAUAGAUCAUUUACAGAUUUUUCUGAGUUAAUGUUUCAAAUUUUUGUCAUGGUAAUUACAAGAGCAAUAAGGCAUGGGAAGUUUUGUUGAUUGAGCUCACUGACAUGUUAGUAGAACAAACCUUUCACUGAAUCUAAUUUGAGAGAUUGGUCUAAAUUAUAAUAUCAGACUUUCAGCAUUUAUUGUGUUCAAGUUUUACAUUUCUUUGUACAAAUCAUAUGUUGAAGACCUAUCAGUAUAAGGCCAAAAAUGAGAUCAUUUAUUUUUUCUGAGUUUUAUUUAUUCUUGACAAAUAAAAUUUGUAUAUAUUUAAGGUGUACAAUAUAAUAUUUUGACAUGUGUAUACAUUGUGAAAUAAUUACCACAGUCAAACUAAUGAACUUAUCUAUCACCUCCUGUAGUUAACCAUUUUGUGUAUGUGUAUAGUGAGAACAUUUAAGAUCUACUCUCUUAGCAAAUUUCAAGUAUACAAAGCAUCACUGACAACGAUACUUACCAUGAUGUACAUUAGGCCUCUAGAACUUAUCUUAAAACUGAAAGUUUGUAUGCUUAGAUCAAUAUCUCCCCUUAUCCUCCAUCCCCCUGCCUCUGAUAACCAUUAUUCCAUUCUAUGUUACUGUAAGUUUGAUUUUUUUUUUUUAA